UUUUAAACUUGCAAUGGGAUCAAAGGAACUGGAGGUUCCUACAUCUCCUUCUGUGGCCUCUUCUUCAACAAGAUGGUGGUCAAAGGAUACGGUUGCGGUGGUGACUGGAGCGAACAAGGGAAUUGGGUAUGCAUUUGUUAAGAGGCUGGCCGAGUUAGGUCUAACUGUGAUUCUAACUUGUAGAGAUGUAUUAAGAGGCCAAAAUGUUAUUGAGUUAUUUAGAGCUCAAGGACUCCUCGACGUACACUUCUUUCGCCUUGACGUAACAGACCCUGCUUUAAUCAAUGCUUUUGUUUCAUGGCUGAGAGAGGAGUACGGUGGGCUGGAUAUUCUGGUGAACAAUGCUGGAGUUUCAUUUAAUGAGAUUGGUGAGAACUCUGUGGAACAUGCCGAGACUGUAAUCAAGACCAACUACUAUGGAACAAAAUUAUUGACAGAGGCCCUUCUACCAUUGUUCCGCCGAUCAUCUUCUCUAAGUCGGAUACUAAACAUUAGCUCCCAACUGGGUCAACUCAAUAAGGUCAAGAAUCCUACUAUAAGAGAAGAAUUAGAAGAUGAAGAAAGGUUAUCAGAGGAAAGAAUUGAUAUUGUAGUAAGAUGGUUUCUUGAGAGUGUAAAGAAGGGGACAUGGAAGGAAGAAGGGUGGCCAAAUAUUUGGACUGACUACUCUGUGUCUAAGCUUGCCCUUAAUGCUUAUUCUUGGCUUCUGGCAAAGCGUUAUAAGGAUCAUGGCUUAAUCAUAAACUGCUUUUGUCCAGGCUUCACUCGGACGGCCAUGACUCGUGAUAAGGGCAACCAUACCGCUGCUGAGGCAGCUGACCUGGGAACUAGAUUACUUCUUCUACCACCUGAUAAGCUCCCUACAGGAAAAUUCUAUAGUGGGGUUAACCCUGUGCUGAAUUCUAAGUUAUAGGGCUAAUGAUCGUAAUGUUUUAUCCAUUAAACAUAUUCUUGAUUUAUUUCAAGAUUUAUCAGGUCAGCAGAUUAAUUUUUCCAAGAAUAGGGUCUUUUUUAAUCAAGGAACUUCGACAUUCUUGGUGUUUCUCCUAUGGAGGAUGCCUCAAUGUAUCUUGAGACCCGCUGGUGCCGAAGAAGGGGGAGAUCUUUGAUUUGGAAUAACAUUGUUAAUUGUGUUCAGUCUAAGCUGGGGCUAUGGAAGGCUCCAUUAUGGUCCCAUGCAAGGAGAUCUGUUCUUGCAAAGUUUGUUCUUAACUCUGUUUUGACAUAUUGGAUGUCUAUCUCAAUUUUCCCAA
This is a messenger RNA of Macadamia integrifolia, 1253 nucleotides long. Its product is annotated as salutaridine reductase. Gene Ontology annotation, cellular component: membrane. The record is from RefSeq and is a predicted model, not a curated record. The transcript has 5 exons. The coding region runs from base 14 to 913 and encodes 299 amino acids. NCBI's taxonomy places the organism in Eukaryota, Viridiplantae, Streptophyta, Magnoliopsida, Proteales, Proteaceae.